CAACGAGGCGCUCAUAAACAUUCUCGAAGCACACGUUUAAAACGUCUUGAAAUCCCUGUCCGUAAGCUAUGAUAUCUGGUCGAUAUGUGAAUCACGUCGAAUAAGAUCGUUCAAGAAUGGAAUUACGCGAGUUUGGAAAGUGGUGGGGUUGGCUGUACUGUCGGAAAAUCGAGUUCGAAAACAGGUGUUUGAAGAUAAACUGGAAUGAGGUAUCGGUUGUUGUGGGCAACCGGCUUGGUGGUUCUCACGUACUACGGUAGUCUACAAUUUCGGCGGAUUGAAAACAGAUCGGGGUUAGUUGAAAUCAAGACAGCUGAUUCGAUUGUUUAGUUUUAUUGUCCUGUACAAGAAAUAGUCAAUUCAACAUGAGUUACGUUUGAAAUGUGUUUGGUGUUAUUUGUUGUAAAUAAAUAAACAGUAAGAUGCCCCAUCAAUAUGGGCUGCCUGGGAUAGCCCAUGGACAAUCACCCCCAACACCACCACCCCAACAGGGGGCAAUGUACGGAGGUAGGUUUUCUGGAGCAGUUGUGCCUGGGGGAUACAGAGAAGAUAGGAGGCUGACAAGGGAAGCUAUGGAGAGGUAUCUACGCGAUAGAUCAGACAUGGUUAUUGUUAUACUCCACGCCAAAGUAGCCCAGAAGUCCUAUGGUAACGAGAAACGUUUUUUCUGUCCACCCCCCUGUAUAUACCUCUUCGGAGAUGGUUGGAGACUGAGACAGGAACAGAUGGCCAGGGAGGGUGAGUCCGAACAGUCCUCUCAGCUGUGUGCGUUCAUAGGAAUCGGUAACUCCGACCAAGACAUGCAACAAUUAGACUUGAACAAUGGGAAACAGUAUUGUGCUGCGAAAACUUUGUACAUAUCAGAUUCCGAUAAACGGAAACAUUUCAUGCUGUCUGUGAAGAUGUUCUACGGUUCAGGACAUGAUAUCGGUGUGUUUCAUAGCAAAAGGAUCAAAGUUAUUUCUAAACCCUCCAAGAAAAAACAAUCUUUAAAGAACGCUGAUUUGUGUAUAGCUAGUGGUACUAAGGUGGCACUUUUUAAUCGGUUAAGGUCACAAACUGUAAGUACAAGGUAUCUGCAUGUGGAAAACGGACAUUUUCAUGCCAGUUCUACUCAGUGGGGUGCUUUUACGAUACAUCUACUUGAUGACAAUGAGUCGGAAAGUGAGGAGUUUCAAGUGAGAGAUGGGUACAUACACUAUGGGUCCACUGUUAAAUUAGUUUGCUCAGUCACCGGUAUGGCUUUGCCCAGAUUGAUAAUCAGGAAGGUGGAUAAACAGCAGGCUCUUCUUGAAGCUGACGAUCCUGUUUCCCAACUCCACAAAUGUGCCUUCUACAUGAAGGACACAGAGCGAAUGUACCUGUGCUUAUCUCAGGAAAGGAUAAUACAGUUUCAGGCUACCCCAUGCCCAAAGGAAGCCAAUAAGGAAAUGAUAAAUGACGGGGCAUGCUGGACCAUCAUUUCUACUGAUAAGGCCGAAUAUCAGUUCUACGAGGGAAUGGGGCCUGUCCGGUCACCUGUAACACCCGUCCCUAUUGUACAUAGUCUUCAUUUGAAUGGUGGUGGUGAUGUUGCUAUGUUAGAGUUGACCGGAGAUAAUUUUUCUCCUUCCCUUCAAGUUUGGUUUGGUGAUGUUGAAGCGGAAACUAUGUAUAGAUGUCAGGAAUCCAUGCUGUGCGUUGUUCCUGACAUAUCCCAAUUUAGAGGAGAAUGGCUGUGGGUGCGGCAACCAACCCAAGUACCUGUUUCUCUGGUAAGAUCUGAUGGUAUUAUUUAUGCUACAGGCUUAACCUUUACCUACACGCCUGAGCCUGGCCCAAGGCCUCACUAUGGUCCAGCAGACGAUGUGAUGAGGACGGGGACCAUACAGCAACAAAAUCCUGAACACAGUUGGAGUCAGCAACAUGCAGGGAACAUGCAUUGAAAAAAGUAUGUGUUGAGGGUGAAAACUGCGUGGUAAAGGUUUAUUUCUAAUAGUAGAAAAGUGCCUGUUGUCUUGGUAGUUUUGCUUUUUGGCUUCCUUGAGGGGU
This is a messenger RNA of Harmonia axyridis, 2031 nucleotides long. RefSeq names its product suppressor of hairless protein (gene Su(H)). The record is from RefSeq and is a predicted model, not a curated record. Gene Ontology annotation, cellular component: nucleus. The coding region runs from base 423 to 1925 and encodes 500 amino acids. Gene Ontology annotation, molecular function: RNA polymerase II cis-regulatory region sequence-specific DNA binding; DNA-binding transcription activator activity, RNA polymerase II-specific. Gene Ontology annotation, biological process: regulation of transcription by RNA polymerase II. Lineage: Eukaryota; Metazoa; Arthropoda; Insecta; Coleoptera; Coccinellidae. The transcript is spliced from 3 exons.